This is a messenger RNA of Ogataea angusta, 1299 nucleotides long. RefSeq lists its product as uncharacterized. Gene Ontology annotation, cellular component: tRNA (m1A) methyltransferase complex; nucleus. The transcript has a single exon. The record is from RefSeq and is a predicted model, not a curated record. Gene Ontology annotation, biological process: tRNA methylation. Bases 1 to 1299 code for a protein of 432 amino acids. Lineage: Eukaryota; Fungi; Ascomycota; Pichiomycetes; Pichiales; Pichiaceae.
AUGCCCGAAAUUGGUCAGAAUAAGGUGAUCUCGCCAAACGAGCACUGCCUCGUGACCAUGCCCUCAGGAAGUCUCCGAAUCGUUCAGCUCAAGCCGGGAGGUACAAUUAAUUUGGGCAAAUUUGGCCAUUUCCUGGUCGAUGGAACAUUUGGAUACGCUUAUGGACAGGCCUUCGAGAUCGUUGCGGACAAAAAGGUGUCACCAAUCAAGCACUUGUUGGUAGACCUCGAAGACAGUAAUGACGGAACGCCAAUUCCAGAGCUCAAAAGCUCUGCUAAUAACAAAGAUUUAACUGAUAUUGGACAAAAAAUCCAGAAACUGACGACACAGGAUAUUGAGAACAUGAAAAAAGAUGGCGAAGGUAAUCAGGUCGCACGUCAGAUUAUCGAAAAGAUGAUUCAGAGCCACGAAGCGUUUGAGAAAAAAACGGUCUUUUCUCAAGAGAAAUAUUUAACUAGAAAGCAAAAGAAGUUUGCCAGACGGUUCCAGAUCGACAGUCUGAGCUCCUCCGCCUUGCUCAACUACUACUAUCGGGAAAAGGACCCGCAGAGGGUGCUGGAUUUGAGCGAGGAAACGUUGGGUUUGAUGAUGAGCCAUGCGAAUAUCAUGCCCGGUGGAAACUAUUUAGCAUUGGACGAGACGGGGGGAUUGCUGAUUUAUGCUCUUUUGGAAAGAAUGCAGGGGCUGGGCUCAAUAAUAUGGUUGCACGAGAACGACCAGCCAAACACAUGGGUGCUCAAACAGGCCGGAUACACAGAUGUUGAGCUGGACAAAAUGCUGCGUCCGAUCAGCUUUCUGGAUUUUUUUGAGCCCGAUGAAGACACAGGCAAGGUUUUCAAGUUCACGGACCAAGAAGUGGAGGAGAUGCCGCCACAGCGCCGCAGCAUGUAUGCGAAAAGACUGGCAAAGGCAGAGAAAUUGAGACAGACAGUGGAGAUGGUUGCAAACCACGAUCUUGAUGCGGUAGUGAGUAUUUCCACCUUGAACCCGGCAACCCUAAUUCCUCGUGUGCUGGAGGCAUUGGCAGGGUCGCGGCCAGUUGUUGCGUACCACCAAUACAAGGAAAUGCUGAUCGAGCUUGACCAUGUUUUGCAGAAAGAUAAACGGGUGAUCAUGACCAACAUUUCCGAAACCAAAGUCAGACGCUACCAGACGGUGCCUGGAAAAUUGCAUCCAUUAAUGACGUCCAGAGCUGGUGGAGGGUACGUGUUCCACGGCCUGAGAGUGUUGCCUGUGGAGGGCGUGCAGGCUGUUGGACGGGGCAAGAAGCGCAAGAGCGACGAGUCGGCCGCCUCAUAG